Molecule: messenger RNA, 2473 nt
Organism: Athene cunicularia (burrowing owl)
Lineage: Eukaryota; Metazoa; Chordata; Aves; Strigiformes; Strigidae
Gene: PDP2
Product: pyruvate dehyrogenase phosphatase catalytic subunit 2
Exons: 2
Coding region: 407-2011 (534 amino acids)
Biological process (GO): protein dephosphorylation
Molecular function (GO): cation binding; protein serine/threonine phosphatase activity
Source: RefSeq, a predicted model, not a curated record
CCGCAGGGAGCGGACGGUUUAUGUAAUUGGACCUUACAUAAUGGUCUUUAGCACAUUGCUUUUGUUAGCACUGCUGCCGGGUUUUAACGUGGCCUGGGCUGGAGUGGUGAACGGAUGCGGGUGGGUGACCUGGGCAGAAGCAGGGGAGUCUGCACACUGCAGCUGGGUAGAAACCCAAGGAUGUCAGAAUUGUAGUUAUGGGCAGUGAGUAAGGGUGGUUCAGAAAUGUGCUCCAGGACUGAUUGAUGACACCUGACUUUAGGCGAACGUGUGUCUAAAUGAUACUGGGUAACUGCUGCUAGGAAAAACCCCACCGCCUUGCUGUGUGUCAGCCAGCUGAUGUGAACAGGGCUGUAAGAACAUUCUGUGUUACUGAAGGAAGGUGCUCUUAUUUGUGGAUUGACUUAUGAUGUCAAGAACUGUAUCAUCCUGGAUCUUAAGCUCAGCAAGAAACAGCAUUGUUUUACAAGGAAAAGGACGUUUGUACUCCAUCUGUAUUCCAGAUAGAAACAAGAUAAAAUGGAAGCUUAUUUUCUCCAGAACACAUCUCUACCCUGCUGGGAGCUGCAGCUUAGACAAUACUUUCUCCUUAAAAAAAGCAUUCCGACACACUUCCACCGAAGAAGAACAUUUCUCUUUCCAGUUGUCUCCAUCACAGAUCAAUGAUAUACUCAGAGCAGGUGAAUUAUCCCAUAAAAUACUGGAUUUGAAUGGUAAAAAUGCAAAUUCUGUGUUGAGGUUCGAAAGUAACCAGUUGGCCUCCAACGCCCCUAUUGAAGACCGCAGGAGUGCAGCCACUUGCUUGCAGACCAAAGGGAUGCUGUUUGGAGUCUUUGACGGUCAUGCAGGUUCUGCCUGUGCUCAGGCCGUGAGCGAGAGGCUGCUUCAUUAUAUAGCGGUUUCUCUCAUGUCCCGGCAAACCUUGGAAGAGAUCGAGCUUGCUGUGGAGUGCAUGAAACCAGUUCUGCCUAUUCUGCAGUGGCACAAGCAUCCAAAUGAUGUAGAGUACCGAGAAGUAACUUCACAGUAUUUUGAAAACCUCCGAGUUUACUGGCAACAUUUACUGGACCUAGACACUGAGCCAGGAUUUAGUUUAGAAGAAGCCCUGAUAUGCGCGUUCAAAAGGUUAGACUCAGACAUAUCACUGGAAGUUCAGGCACCCCAGGAAAAUGAAUUGAUGAGAAAUAUUGCCCUUCAAGUAGCUUUUUCUGGUGCGACAGCCUGUGUAGCUCACAUUGACGGUGUUCACUUGCAUGUUGCAAAUACUGGUGACUGCAGAGCAAUUUUAGGCGUUCAAGAAGAAGAUGGAACGUGGUCUACUCUCCCUCUAACCCGAGACCACAAUGCCUUUGAUGAAUCUGAAAUUGGAAGACUGAAGAGAGAACAUCCUAGAUCUGAGGAGAAAACCUUAUUUGUGAAUGACAGAUUACUGGGAAUUCUUAUGCCCUCCAGAGCUUUUGGAGAUGUGCAAUUAAAAUGGAGCAAAGAACUGCAACACAGUGUUCUUGAGAAUAGCUGUGAUGUUGAGGCUUUAAAUAUUUAUCAGUAUGUUCCUCCAAACUACCAUACACCCCCUUAUUUAACUGCAGAGCCUGAAGUCACGUACCACAAGUUAAGAAGCAAGGAUAAGUUUCUAGUGAUUGCUUCGGAUGGACUAUGGGAGAUGCUAAGUAAUGAGAAGGUUGUAAAACUUGUUGCUGAACACCUUACAGAGCUUAAUAUGCAGAAACCACAACUGGCUUUUGAGAAACCAGUUAAUUUGGGUUACAUGCACAGCUUGUUACUUCAAAGGAAAAACAGAGGCAUUGCCUCACUUGAUCAGAACAUAGCUACUCAUUUAAUAAGGCAUGCAAUUGGGAGUAAUGAGUAUGGGGAGGUGGACCAAGAGAAACUUGCUGCAAUGCUGACACUGCCUGAAGACCUUGCAAGAAUGUACAGAGAUGAUAUCACAGUUACUGUGGUGUAUUUUAAUUCAGAGAAAAUUGAAAAUGACUACAGAGACAAUGAAUAGAGACUUGCACUGCUGCUGUUCUGUACCACUAGCCGACUUUGAUACUGAAGCCGUUACUAGUUUUCUCUGACAGUCAAGCUGUUACCAGUGUUAUGGUCUGGAAGUUCCUAAAUACUUUUGUUACUUACUAGUCUUGGAAAUAACUUUCUAGAAGUGAGUUUGGUGAAAGUUCUGUGAGUUUCUAGGUCUACAGACACUGAAAAAAAAAUAUUUUGAUAAAAGUUCACUGAAAUGUAACUGAACUAACAAUUGCUGAUACAGUUCUGAUUCCAUGGGAACCACUGGUAAAACUUCCCAAAUGAACAAACAAGACAAAUUUAACUGAGACUGGUACAAUUUGAUAGAAAUGGAUAAUAAUUGUAGCUGCAUGGAGUGUAAGAAAGGCUCUGCUCUUGUGGAAAAUGAGUAGCAUCCUAUUGAAGCAUGGUAAUUGAAUUAAAUAAAUAAACUACUAAACCUUUA